GUAUUGUUAAUUUUAUAUUGAAAUUUGACAAUGUUUUUUUAUUUAACAUUAAUACCUUAUUUCUUUGCAGCGAAGAGGAACACCCGAGGACCGUGUCGUCAGCUGAAGACGGCGAAGGUCACCCGGGUGACCAACAGUCGUAUCAGCAUCGGAUACGACGAGCGCCAUCGGGCUGCACCGACGGCGGAGUUGCAUAGCUCCUUGGCCCACGACAUUGGCCACGUCGUGCGGACCCAUUGCCCGAUGCAAUGGAAGUCUUGGAGGGUCAUGCCUGACGAGAUCCAGGCGGAGGUUCGCGGCCAGUUGUCGACGAACUAUAACUUGGAGGAUCUCGACGAAGAGUCGUUGACGUACGUCAACAGACUCUUCGCUGAGAGGUACAAGCAGUGGAAGAGCGACUUGCACUACCAUUUUCAGGCCUAUGAUGAUCCGCAAGUCGCUCUUCAGGAGGGUUGCCCGAAGGAGCUUGAGGGGCGGGAGGAUAGUUGGGAGUGGCUCUGCGCUCAUUUUCAAGCGCCCGAAUUUGCGGUAUUUUUUUAA
Molecule: messenger RNA, 540 nt
Organism: Prunus persica (peach)
Lineage: Eukaryota; Viridiplantae; Streptophyta; Magnoliopsida; Rosales; Rosaceae
Exons: 2
Coding region: 31-540 (169 amino acids)
Source: RefSeq, a predicted model, not a curated record